CCAUCUUAGAAUUCACUGCGACUUCAAUAGAUAUCGCAAGUGAGUCGCAGCUGCAACUUGGUAAGCACGCUCAGUCACAUUGCCAUCGCACACUCCUUCUUCUAUGAUGAAACAAUACGCUGGCACCAGUCCUAGAAGACUUGUACUCUUUUUCUGCGGAAUAGCUAUUGCUUGAGACAAAGUCUCUUUCCCUGAACGUGGAACGGAACCACCAUCGCAUACUCCUGUUCGAGCCUUACACAACCCAGAGCGCUGCUAACAGAAUAUGCACAGCUGAGUCUGGUUAUCUUACGGUCAUUUCUGGCACGUGCCCAGCGCAAAGAUGGUCCUCCACAACCCCAACAAUUGGCAUUGGGUCAAUAAAGACGUUUCGGCCUGGGCGCAAGAUUAUUUGUCCCGAGAUCUAGUGGGCCUGAAGGUAGAGAAAGAUGGUGUCAGCGCUGAAGUCAGCAAAAUCAUGAGCAUGGAAGGGGAUGUAGAUGUCAGCCAACGGAAAGGCAAGGUGAUCACCAUUUUCGACGUGAAGUUGCAGCUUGAGUGGACCGGAAAAAUCCCCAUCAAGGAGACAAACGAGAAAGAUGAUGGCUCCACCGAGGAAGUCCAGGGCAGCAAGGAUGUCAGCGGUACCAUUACUAUACCCGAAGUUGCGCAUGAUACAGAGAAGGACGAGUACGUUUUCGACGUGGAACUGUAUUCUGCGUCCCUAGAGAAAGAACCUGCAAAACAGCUUGUGCGAAGCGCUCUUAUCCCCAAGCUCCGUCAGCAUUUGCAAAAGCUUGGCCCUGCCCUCAUCGCAGAACAUGGUAAAGAUAUUCAGCAUGCUCCCGGCUCAAACCCAUCUUCUGGUUUCAGCACGCCUCGAGUACUGCAGAACAGCGGUGUGGCUAAGAGUGGCGAUGCCAACAAACCUACGACCGCAGCCACAGAGGGCAGUGGACAGAAAGUCAAUGUGACGAACCUGUCUGAUCAACAGGAAUUCCGUACCACAGCCGACAAUCUUUUCGAUACUUUCACGGACCCACAGCGCAUUACAGCGUUCACGCGAGGGCCACCGAAAAAGUUCACCUCGAAUGGACCAGCGCAAGUAGGGACCGAAUUCGAGAUCUUUGGCGGAAACGUCAGUGGUAAAUACGUAGAGCUCUCGGCCCCGACGACUGUAGUCCAGAAGUGGCGGCUUGCGCAGUGGCCGGCAGGGCAUUUUAGCACUCUGAAGAUCCGGUUUGAGCAAAACGACGUCGAUGCAGUGACCGUUAUGCGAGUCGACUGGGAGGGUGUGCCAAUCGGACAAGAGGAGUCGACAAAGCGGAACUGGGAUGAAUAUUACGUGCGAAGUAUCAAGACAACCUUCGGCUUCGGCACGAUUUUGUAGAGGAAGCUUUUUGAUGUUGGUAUCCCAUCAGUUUCCCGAGAGGCUGUUGGUGCGACUGUCCUCGGCCUGGUGGAUCACGACAAAGUUACGCCUAGAAAAGAGAAAUGAAG
This is a messenger RNA of Dissoconium aciculare CBS 342.82, 1479 nucleotides long. RefSeq lists its product as uncharacterized. Bases 323 to 1369 code for a protein of 348 amino acids. Gene Ontology annotation, biological process: positive regulation of ATP-dependent activity; protein folding. Gene Ontology annotation, cellular component: cytosol. The transcript is spliced from 2 exons. NCBI's taxonomy places the organism in Eukaryota, Fungi, Ascomycota, Dothideomycetes, Mycosphaerellales, Dissoconiaceae. The record is from RefSeq and is a predicted model, not a curated record. Gene Ontology annotation, molecular function: ATPase activator activity; protein-folding chaperone binding.